Xiphias gladius (swordfish) is the source of this 1403-nucleotide messenger RNA. RefSeq names its product insulin-like growth factor binding protein 7 (gene igfbp7). The transcript is spliced from 5 exons. Gene Ontology annotation, molecular function: insulin-like growth factor binding. The coding region runs from base 87 to 893 and encodes 268 amino acids. The record is from RefSeq and is a predicted model, not a curated record. Gene Ontology annotation, biological process: regulation of signal transduction; regulation of cell growth. Lineage: Eukaryota; Metazoa; Chordata; Actinopteri; Istiophoriformes; Xiphiidae. Gene Ontology annotation, cellular component: extracellular region.
AUAGUCUGCAGAUCAGACUUCAGACUGUAAGAAACUUUUACAGAGUUCAGACCAGAGUCCAGGUCAGAGAUCUCCAUCAGACCAUAAUGAAGUCUCUCAUCAUUUUUCUGUGUCUGGUUCCGGUCCUCUUGAUCCUCCCGGUGUUCUCUGUGCGUGUCUCGGCGGGUCCAGGCUGCGGACCGUGUGACCCAGCUCAGUGCGCUCCUCUCCCGGCGGAGGGCUGUUCCGCCGGAUCACUGCUGGAUUCCUGCGGCUGCUGCUCGGUCUGCGCCGCUGCGGAGGGGGAGCUGUGCGGCGGCCGCCGCGCGGCAGCGCGCCGCUGCGGCCCCGGACUGGAGUGCGUCAAAAGCGACGAGGACAAGAAGAACAAGUUGGGAGUUUGCGUCUGUAAAACCAACUACGAGGUCUGCGGGACCGACGGGCAGACGUACAGGAGCGGAUGCGCACUGAAGAGCGCCAGCCUGACAGCCCAGACCGAGGGCAACGAACCCAUCAACAUCCAGAACAAGGGCCGUUGCGCCACAGCCCCAGUCAUCGUCACUCCUCCAGGUGAAGUCUACAACGUGAGUGGCUCUCAGGUGUACCUGAGCUGUGAGGCGGUGGGGGUGCCCACACCUGUCCUCACCUGGAAGAAGGUCCUCAGUGGGAAGAAGAAGAUGGAGCUUCUUCCUGGCGACCGAGACAAUCUGGCAAUUCAGACCAGAGGAGGACCGGAAAAACAUGAAGUGACCGGCUGGGUGUUGAUCUCUCCUCUGACCAAGGAAGAAGAAGGAUCAUAUGAGUGUCACGCCACCAACUCUAAAGGUGAAGCUUCAGCUGUGGGAGCCAUUCAUCUGGUCCAGUCCAUCGAUGACAUCAUCAUCAAGACAGUGACGAAAGAAGAUGAACUGUGAUCAACUGAUCAGAGAUCAAUGAAGAUGGUCAUCACAGGAAAUAGCUGAAGAUCUUUUUUUUUAAUUAACUUUGAGUGAAAUAUAUCUGAUAGUAAAACUGAUCUUUCUUUAUUUUCUUUCUUUGGUUCUGAAACACUUUGUUUUAAUUUUAGUUAAAAGUUUGUAGUUUAGUCGUUUAUGAGUUUAAUGAUUCAGUUUCUGUUAUAAAGGUGAGAUUCAGUUCCUCCUUUCAACAGAAAACACAUCUUUCUGGUUUCAAACUUUUUGUUAAAAUGAACAUUUCUUCUUUUAACGUUUUAUGUUUUUCAUCAUUUAUUGUUUUCACCCUCUGAGCAGCAACUGAAAUCAAUCCCACUUUUAUUUUGGAAAUACUGUAAUCUGAUUUGAAGAUUAAAUCACUGAUGCAGGUCACCAUAAUAACAGCACCGAUGCUUCACUGUGUAAGUUUCCUGGAAAUUUAACGUGUCGGCUUCAUGUUGGAAUAAAAACCUGAAACACGCUAACAUUAAA